Talpa occidentalis (Iberian mole) is the source of this 4528-nucleotide messenger RNA. It is a transcript of the gene SCN4B, whose product is annotated as sodium voltage-gated channel beta subunit 4. Gene Ontology annotation, biological process: regulation of sodium ion transmembrane transporter activity; cardiac muscle cell action potential involved in contraction; regulation of ventricular cardiac muscle cell membrane repolarization. The transcript has 5 exons. The record is from RefSeq and is a predicted model, not a curated record. Lineage: Eukaryota; Metazoa; Chordata; Mammalia; Eulipotyphla; Talpidae. Gene Ontology annotation, molecular function: transmembrane transporter binding; sodium channel regulator activity. Gene Ontology annotation, cellular component: voltage-gated sodium channel complex; membrane. The coding region runs from base 149 to 835 and encodes 228 amino acids.
CGCUCUCCCCGCUAACUUUCCCGAGCCCGGCCGGCGGCGCAGAGCUCUCGGGCAGCUUCGCGGCCCACUGCAGACCGAGGGCUGCGAACGCAGCGGUGCCCUGUAUCCAAUUCUCGCGCCCCUGGCGCGCUCCGGAGCGAACACAGCGAUGUCCGGGGCUGGGGACCGAGGCGAGGCGCGGGCGAGAUGGCUGGGCGCUGGGCUUUUGGGUCUCCUCCUACUCCCGGUGUCGCUGUCGCUGGAGGUGUCUGUGGGAAAGGCCACCACCAUCUACGCGGUCAACGGCACGGAGAUUCUACUGCCCUGCACCUUCUCCAGCUGCUUUGGCUUCGAGAACCUCCGCUUCUGGUGGUCCUACAACAGCAGUGAUACGUACAGGAUUCUCAUAGAUGGGACUGUGAAGAAUGAGAAGUCUAACCCCAAGGUGAAGUUGAAAGACGAUGACCGCAUCACUCUGGAGGGCUCCACUAAGGAGAAAGUGAACAACAUUUCUAUUCUGCUGCGGGACCUGGAGUUCAGCGACACCGGCAAAUACACCUGCCAUGCGAAGAACCCCAAGGAGAAUUACCUUGAGCACCAGGCCACCAUCUUCCUCCAAGUUGUUGAUAAAUUGGAAGAAGUGGACAACACGCUGACGCUCCUCAUCCUGUCCAUCGUGGGCGGCGUCAUUGGGCUUCUCAUCUUCCUCCUGCUGGUCAAGAAGUUCAUCACCUUCAUUAUCAAGAAGACUCAGGAGAAGAAGAAGGAGUGCCUCGUGAGUUCCUCAGGGAAUGACAACACAGAGAAUGGGUUGCCUGGCUCCAAGGCAGAAGAGAAACCACCAACAAAAGUGUGAACCCCUGCUUGGGGCCAAGCAGCCUCCAGGAACCCCACUUUCUGAUGAGGAAACUGACGCUUGAGCCGUGUCUGUGAACCCAUGUGCCUGACACAUCUGCUGCUUGGCUCAAACUGUAGUCUUUCUGGGUGGGGAGAAACUGGGGUCCUGCCCAGCCUGCCUCUUCCCCUCCCCAGCCAGGGUUCCCCAGGGACAAGGGCUGGCCGGGGAGGGGGCCUGUGGAAGGUCCAGGAGAGGAAAGGAGGGACUGGGGUGGUGUGGAGGGCUGGUCCCCCGACACCUGGGUAGAUGGGAUCUUCCGUCUCCUCCACCCUCCAGGAGCAAUGCCUUGGCUUUCUUCGAGAUUUCUCUUCAGGAGAGUUUUGGGGGAUCUGUGAGGGUUGCCCUAAUAGCUGGUGGUGGGAAUGGCCUAGAGGACUAUGUACUGGACCUGGGGGUGGGAAGAUGCUGGGGAGGUGCCUAUGUUCAGAGGCCUUGAUGUACACCGUGUCCCCCAUGUUCCUCUACUGGGGAACUUUCCUUUUCCCUUCACCAGGGUGCCGCCCUUGGUCCUAUGCUUCUUCGUACCGCCCAAUCCUAACCCCCAAAGCUUGGAGUGUCUGAACCCUCUCAACCAGGCUGGCCACCUUGGGGGGGUCUAGACCCACCUAGCUUGUUCCUCUGAUCUUGGGGUUCCUGAGGGGCUCAUGAAGGAACCCCUCAGGCCUUCCUAGAGCACUGGGGUGCUACCUAUGCCUUUCCUAGCAUUUCUCCUUGGGGAGUCAGGGUUGCAGAGGUGGACAAGCCAGCACUCUGGGCCUCUUGGCCACCCCAGCCCUGCCAAGGCUGGCACCCCCUUUCCUUGGCAUGGCAGGACCAUAGCCACUCCCGGGACCUCUGAGCCUGGCUCUUCCCUCCUCCUCCUUCCUUGAAGCGGCAGGCCGUGUCAUUUUGCUUGAGGUGUUGCAUCCUCAAACCUGCUCCUCCUGUUGGCUUGCCUCCUGUGCACCCCUCCCCCAUUAUAGUUUCUCCCCUGGCCUAGGGUUGCCCAUCUCCACCCUCCAAGGUCAAGGGCUUGCCUUUACCUCAGGGAUCCUCUUCCUUUGGAUGAGAGAGCCCUUGGGUUUUCUGGCUGCUUCCUGCUCAGCUGUGCCACCCCUUCUGACACCCUGGACUGGGGACAGGCAGGGAGAACAUGCCCACAGUUUUCUUUUGCUUUUUCAAGAACUGGUUUGCACACCCCUUAUGUGUGGGGCUGGUCUGUGCCUUAGUUCCUGAGUCCUAGCUCAUUUCUCCCCGCCUCUCCAGCCAACUCUGGUGUGGCACCUGUGAGGGUUCCCCAGCUGCCCCCUGCAGGGUCAUGCCAGGUCCCAGGGAACUGGGGUUGUGUUCCCAGCAGCCUCACGGCCAGUGACUGAGUCUUGGAAACAUCUGAACUGCUCCCCUGGGGAGCAGAACAGAAUUUCCGACACUCCAUUCUCUGCACCCCUAGGGGGGAUGGCUGUAACCCCCUUUUCCAGGGUCUAUGGGGACUGCCUCAGGAUUCUCCCUGCCAACAGCAGGAGCAGACUUCCCCAAGGGUGCAGGUGGGGGAGAUGGAGGGACAGCAGCCUCAGCAGGGAGCCCUUGGCUGUAGCCCGUGGCCCUUGCCAACCUGAUGGGCUCACAAGUCCCCACUCUGAUCUGCCUCUGUCCCUCCAGCCCUCCACCCAAAGCCCAUUCAGAUUUUCCUGGCUUAGGGAGUAGACAGACCAGAGCCCUUUAGCUGCCAUCUUGCAAAACUACUUUCUUCUCCCUUCCCAGCUUCAAUAUUUGAAUGGGCAGAUGGGCAGACUGUCUUGGCUCCUCUCUACUUUCGAGAGAAAACCCAGGGGCACAGAAUGGGGCAAGGCACAGGCUGUGUCCCCUCCACCCCUGGGCCUGCUGCUGGCUAAUGGGCACUUGCGCAUCUUCUCUGGGCUCAGCUUUUCCCAUCUAUGAAUGGUGUGAUACCACUUACCUACCUCGCAGGGCUGUUGUGAGGCUUGGUGAGCUUUCGUUUAACAAAUCUUUUUGACUUGGAAAGGGUCUAGAAGGCCAGAUAUUAUAAUUGGAGGAACUGUUUCAAGUUUGUCUGGUCUUCAUCUCCAAGCCCCUCUCUAUAACUCACUCUCUCACUCUAACUCGCUUUUGCUCUCUCUCUCUCUCUGCCCACUCACCCAUCCAUUUCCUCCUUCCUUCCCUCUCUCCAUCCACCCAUCCAUGCAUCCAUCCAUCCAUCCAUCCAUCCAUCCAUCCAUCCAUCCAUCCAUCCAUCCAUGCAUCCAUCCAUCCAUCCAUCCACCUAUAUCAUCUAUGCAUCUUUCCUAUCAUUCAUCUAUCCAUAUCAUCUCUCUCUUUACCAGUCCCCCUUGAAAUUAUUAGAGUCUCUUUAAUGUUAGACACUUUGACUCUAAUGCUCAAAGCUUCUUGUUCACAGCUUUUGUUUCGUGGUUUUCAACAGAGGUGAUUGGACCCAUGGGUGGGACACUUAUGGAGCAAAAUGGAGGCACUACUGGCAUUUAGUGAGUGGGGACUACAAAUGCUAAAGUUAGUUUCCACAACAAAGAAACACCUGCCCUGGUGUUGGGAUCACACCCACAGAGGGACACUGGUAUGGAUGGAUCUGCAGUGGUGUGCGCAGCCAUCUCCCAAGCAGACCCCCAGCGCAUGCAUGUCCCAAGGACACUCUCCAGGGGCAGGUGAAAGUAAUCCCAGGCUUGUGCUUGUAGACAGCCACUUACAAAGCUGGUUUUCAGAGCCCUGGGCAUCUGCAGCUGUGCUGACAGUAGAGUCAUUAAGGCCAAAAACAGCCUUUCUUAGCUUCCUCUCCUUGACCUCAGACUAGGACAUUAGCACUCCAGCCUUUGGUGUCUCCUCAGCAGAAGUUGAACAGAAGGCAGCCAGAAUGAGUGUGUGAUCCUGGAGAGGUGUGGGGGAGGGGCCGAUGGAGUUCAGCCUUCUCACAUCUACCUGGCUGCUUGAGCAAGCUCAAGGUGAAGUGAAGGGGUGAGCUAAUGCUUUGGAGAAGGUGGCAGGUGAGGGUGCCCAUGUGUGGAGUGAGCGCAGUGUGUGCUUGUGGAAGUGCACGGGUGUGGGGUGGGUGGGCUGUACGUGGAGUGCGGAGUAUGGAGUUGUGUGCGAGGCUGAGUGUGCUUUAACAGGGGAGACUCCGCACAUCUCAGGAACCAUCUUUCUAAGCCUGAGCUUUACCUUUUGGGGGCACCCCAUGUUCCUCGGCUUCAUAACUCCAUGACUCCAUCUCACUCUUACAGCCAGCUGCCAUCAGAGUGCUGGGGGGAGGGAGUGCCAGGAAGAGGGGGGACCACUCGGGAAAAUCCUAUGGCUUGCUUCACUUUACUUUGUCCCAGGUUGGAGUCCCUACCCUCCCACCUCCCACCUGAUAUGCAGCGCUUUUGACUAUCUUAUGCAUGGUUUAUUCCUCUGGCUUGGAUGACAGCAAUAUCCAUAGUCAAUUUUCCUAUAUAACUUUAGAUCAACUUGAUGCAGCAAAGGGCCUUGGGGGGGGUCUCGGGUCGGCAGGUGCCUCUGGGAGGUACAGAUGUGCACACACCCAACACUGACUUGUAUUCAAGCACAGAAGGGAUGUGAUCAGACUGUCUGGCCUUUAUAAUGUGUUUUGCAUUGUAGAAUUUUAUUUAGCUUUGCCUUGGAUGGAAUAAAAAUUAUGUUUAA